Plutella xylostella (diamondback moth) is the source of this 5697-nucleotide messenger RNA. RefSeq lists its product as uncharacterized. Gene Ontology annotation, molecular function: nucleic acid binding. Gene Ontology annotation, biological process: DNA integration. The record is from RefSeq and is a predicted model, not a curated record. Lineage: Eukaryota; Metazoa; Arthropoda; Insecta; Lepidoptera; Plutellidae.
AUGGUGAACACAAGAAGCGCCUCCAAGUCAGCCUCGGUAGCUGGUGCCACGGACAGCACCGGUACUGAGGCCACCGCGACGACGGCAACCACGAGCAGCGGGGAUACCUACACGUCGACGGGAGCAUCCACGGACACAUCGAACGAAGCAUCAAGCACCGCGGCCGCCUCAGAAGUCACGGCGCCCGCCUCCGCUACAGCCCGUGUCCCUGCCCCCGCGCCCCCCGCGCCUACCCCUGCGACGCCGAAGCCCGUCAAGCCGCACACGCCACGUCGCGCAUGUUCAAAUGCGUCUUCAAAGGGUCGCCGCCGGGAGUUGCUGAAGGCCAAGGAAGAGCUUCUGAAGAAACAAAUGGAGUUAGCCGCCGUACGGGUGGCCAUGCUGGAAGAAGAAACGGACGAUGAAGAAGAAGAAGACGACACCUCCACCAUAAGGGGUGUCCGCAUGUCCGAGUGGGUACAACAAAGUACUCUCGCGCUGACCAUGCAACCACAUCACGCCGUGCCGAGAGAAGACGCCGGAGCGACAGCGGGCCUCCCACGCCGGACAUCGAUGCCAGAGCCGCGCAUCGAAGCCAGUCCACCGGGAGCCGCACUGGAGAACGCCGCGCCGCCGUCUGCACGUCGUGAGCCGUGUCCCAUGGGUGCCGACGAGCCGAGAGUACAGCUGCCACCGAACCCGUACACGUCAGAGCCGCACGUGUACGAGCCGCCGCGUCCGGUGCAGCAUCGAUACGACCCACGACCGAGCGCCUUCGACUACAAGGAGCUAGCCGAAGCCAUCGCCCUCGCUGCACGUGCGCUGCCGUCGCCGCCUCAACAUGUCGCCGCGCCGCGCCAUGUCAACGAGCUACCAACGUUCAGCGGGGCAUCGAGUGAUUGGCUGCCAUUCAAGGCGGCCUAUGAAGAAUCUGCGCAGUCCCUCACGGAGCAAGAGAACCUGUCUCGACUGCGCAGAGCCAUCAAAGGAGCAGCGAAGGAGGCCGUCCACUGCCUGUUCAUCGGGACGCCCUCUACGAGAGAAGUGAUGGAGCUGCUGUCUGCGCAAUUCGGGAGGCCGGACGCACUCAUCAUUCACGAGAUGGAGAAGCUGCGCAGACUACCGAAGAUCGUCGACACUCCGAAGGCCAUCUGCGACUUCGCCGCGACGAUGACCAACGCGACGGCCACAGUGGUGGCAUUGAAGAAGGAGCAGUACCUACACAAUGCGGAGAUCGUCAACAACGUCGUGGAAAAGCUGCCGGCCACACUGCGCAACGAGUGCUACACCUACAUCACCGAGCAGCCUGAAGACAUCCCCGACCUAGUCAAGCUGACGCAGUUCGCCAAGCGGGCCGCGGCACGGUGCAGCCGCUUCGCGCCCAUGGACAUCGCAGCGAGUGACCGGCGGGAGCCCGCGCCAAAGAAGACUGCGCGCACGUACCACGUCGACACAACUACAGCUGCGAAGCCUGCGUGCCCCAUCUGCGGCGAGAAGCAUGAAGCUGCCGCCUGUCCGACACUGAAGCGAGCCGAAGUACCUGCGAGGUGGGACAUAGCGAAGAAAUACAAACUAUGUUUCCGCUGCAUGAAGAUCCGCAAGUACCGACACUCCUGCAAGCCGAAGCAGUGCGACAAGGACGGGUGUACCUACAUGCACCAUCCGCUGCUGCAUGGCGGUACCUACGCAUCGACCGCCAGUACGCAAGUCGUCCAAGAAUCUGAAGCGGUAACAACAGCGCGAGAAGAAAGAAGUGCAACGGGGCUCCUGAAGAUACUACAAGUACGAGUCACCGGGCCAAAGGGGUCGCUCGACACCUACGCGCUACUAGACGACGGGUCGACGUGCACACUCAUCGAGUCAGCAGUCGCGCAGCAGAUCGGAGCAACGGGACCGCCGUCACCCUUUUACAUAGAAGGGGUGUCGGGCAUGAAGAUCGACGCCAGCGAGUCGCGCCGAGUCAACUUGAAGAUCUGCGGGCGUAACACGAGCGAAGUCGACAUCUGCGCGCGCACAGUGCCGGACAUCGGUGUCUCGCCUCAGACGGUGCCUGUGGGGAUCAUCGAGAGCUGCCCACACCUGCAGGACAUCAAAGAAGACAUCCUCUACGAGCGAGGCGCCGCCACCAUCCUGCUCGGGCAAGAUAACUGGGAGUUGCUGCUCACGCACGCUUUCAAGUCGGGCGCGCGCGGACAACCUGUGGCGUCACUCACGACGCUCGGGUGGGUGCUACACGGCGUGCAGUACCGACAGCCGGCAAUGCAGCGCGUGCACCACCUCACGGUGCAGCCGCUUCAAGAAGAGACAAUGGAGAAAAUGAUGCGGGACCACUUCGCACUCGAGUCGCUGUGCGUCGACAAGAAGAAAUCAUACACAGAGGCCGAGCGACGCGCGCUUACGCAGCUAGAAGAAAACACGCGCGCACUACCGGCGGGAGGCUACGAAACAUGCCUCCUGUGGAAGGAAGACGACCCUCGGCCACCCGACAACUACUCGAGUACAAUGAAACGACUCGAGUUGCUCGAGAGGAAGCUGGACAAGAACGAAGCUAUGAAGACGCGGUACAACGCACAGAUGCAGGUGCUGCUCGACAGCGGCUACGCUGAGGAGGCGCCGCGUGAGAAGAACGAGAAGAUCUGGUACCUGCCUCACUUCGCUGUCAUCAACCCUCAGAAGCCGGAGAAACUGAGGAUCGUCCACGACGCCGCCGCUCGAACGAGAGGGACAAGUCUCAACGACAUGCUGCUGCCCGGCCCAGACCUCCUGCAGUCACUCCCGGGGGUCCUCAUGCGGUUCCGGCAACAUGCAGUGGCGGUGAGCGCGGACAUAAAAGAUAUGUUCAUGCGCGUUCACAUCCGAGAAGAAGAUCGCGACAUGCAGCGCUUCCUAUGGAGGGGAGAUCGACGCGCCGGCCCGCCUACCGAGUAUCGCAUGAAGAGCGUCAUAUUCGGUGCGACUUCAUCACCGUGUACGGCUAUUUAUGUGAAAAAUAGCAACGCCGAGCGCUACAAGGACAUCUACCCGGAGGCAGCCGAGGCCGUGGUGAGAAAUCACUACGUGGACGACUACCUGGCGAGCUACGAAACAGAAGAAGAGGCGGUGCGCAUCUCCACUGAAGUCAACAAGAUACAUCACUUCGCGAACUACGACCUGCAGAAGUGGACGUCGAACAGCCGCAUCGUGCUCGCUCAGCUGUCGUCAUCUGAAGCUGAAGACCCUAGACUGCUGCAACUGGACCCGGGGAAGCUGCUGGGCAUGGUGUGGCACCCGGAGGACGACACACUCUCCUUCAACCUGAACAAACAUCGCAUCCCCGAGGCAAUACUGAGCGGCGAGCGCACACCUACGAAGAGAGAAGCGCUGCGGACAGUCAUGUCGAUCUACGACCCGCUCGGACUCGCCACGCCAGUCACCGUGCAAGCGAAGCGCAUCCUGCAGGACGUCUGGCGCUCCGGCAUCGACUGGGACGCGCAACUCGAAGACAACGAAGCACGAGCAUGGAGGAGCUGGAUCGAGCACGCGCAACAGCUGCCGCGCCUCGCCGUGCCGCGCUGCUACGCCUCAUACAGCGGCGCGGCCACCCGCGAGCUCCACAUCUUCGUCGACGCAAGUUCGUCUGCAUAUGCUGCUGUCGUCUACUGGAGGGUCAUCGAUCAAGAGGGAAACACACACCUGUCACUCGUCAGCGGAAAAGCAAGAGUCGCACAGCUCAACAAGGUGGUCUCCAUCCCGCGACUCGAACUGCAAGCGGCCGUGCUGGGAUGCCGCCUCGCACAAGCCGCCAUCGAAGAACACGACUUGAAGCCGAGUCGUCGAGUGUACUGGUCGGACUCAAGAACAGUACUCACGUGGCUACGAAAUGGCCCACGUACCUACAAGCCGUUCGUAGCACACCGCGUAGCCGAGAUAAGCGACACUACGAAAACAAAAGAGUGGCGCUGGGUACCUACAAAGGAGAACACAGCCGACGACGCAACGCGCGACACGCCCCCGGACUUCAACUCAAGUCACCGGUGGUACCGCGGCCCCGCCUUCCUAUACCUACCGGAGGAGCACUGGCCGCGAGAAGAGAAGAUCAUCGAAGAAGACACGGGGGAAGAGCGAACACUCGUCACUGUCGCCGCCACACGCUUGUCUGAGGCCCUGCCAGACAUAACUCGCUUCAGUAACUUCAUGCGAGUUAUUCGAGCGACGGCACGGGUACUACAAUUCAUCGAGCUACUACGUGCGAAGAAACAAACAGUGCUGCAUAAGCGCACUAAGAAGAAUGAAGAGGCCGACCCUGCGUGGACAAGUACUACGCCGAGAACAGCUACGCGGGCCGCUACGCCCGCCGUGAAGACAGCUGUGCGGAAGUACCUACUUCUCAGCGCUCGGCACAUGCACUGCGCGCGUCAACUGUGGCUACGCUCGCAACAACAAGAAAACUUCGCUGAAGAAAUAGCUGCGCUACAGAAAAGCGUCGCUAUACCUACUACGAGUCGACUGCACAACUUAUCAGUCAUACUCGACGAAGAGAAGAUCAUCAGACUACGUUCAAGAAUAGCGACUGCCGCCGACAUCACCCCAUCGCAACGUGAACCGGCAGUACUCGACGGCAAUCAUCGGUGGACCCGACUGUACAUCGCUUGGGUACACAAACAGCUUCACCACGGCGGGUUCGAGACAACUGCGAAGUCCGAUGAAGUCCGGCAACACUACUGGGUGCUGAGACUACGACACGCCGUGCGCAGCGAAGUAAAGCAAUGCCUGGCCUGCCGCAUACGGAAGGCCACACCUGCGCAGCCGUCGACGGGCAACCAUCCACAUACACGGCUCGCGCAUCACCAGAGGCCGUUCACCUACACCGGACUCGACUACUUUGGCCCUCUCAUGGUCACUGUGGGUCGUACGAAGCAGAAGAGGUACGGCGUGCUGUUCACGUGCCUCACCACUCGAGCAGUACACCUCGAGGUCGCCGGCAGCCUGAGCACGGACUCGGCUAUCAUGGCGCUGCGACGGUUCAUCGCGCGGCGCAACUGUCCCUCCGAGCUUCACUCCGACAACGGGACCAACCUGCGGGGCGCCGACGUCGAGUUGAAGAAAGCAGCGCUGGCGGCCAUGGAGGAGGAGGCGUCGGUGCGCUUCAUCCAGUGGCGGUACAUCCCUCCGAGCGCGCCAUUCAUGGGCGGCGCGUGGGAACGGCUGGUGCGGAGCGUCAAGAACGCGCUGCAAGUCACACUGCACGAGCGCGCGCCGAAAGAAGAGGUCCUCGCUACACUACUGGUCGAGGCGGAGCACACCAUCAACAGUCGGCCACUCACCCACGUGUCGACCUCUGCAGACGACGAGGAAGCCCUCACGCCGAACCACUUCCUGCUGGGCGCGCCGUCACGAGUGCCGCUGCCGGGAGCCUUCACCGAGGACGACGAGGCCGGCCGCAAGGACUGGAGGAAGAGUCAACGCCUGGCAGACAUGUUCUGGGCGCGCUGGGUACGAGAAUACCUACCGGAGCUGCAACACCGGCGGGAGCCCCGAGCCACCAACGGGGCCAUCAAGAAGGACGACCUCGUGCUCAUCGCGGACGGGACUCUACCACGGAACUGCUGGCCACGCGGAGUCGUCGUGUCUACCUACCCCGGUCCAGACGGCGAGGUGCGAACAGUCGACGUGCGCACCAACAGAGGGGUACUCCGGCGGCCUACGAAGAAAUUGGUCAUCCUGCCAGUCCACACUUGA